AUGACCUACAUAUCGAACGAUCCCUCUUAUUGGCCUUAUCUCGAAUGGAAUCAUAGGUACAACUAUUUUAUAAUUGCGUCCUUGACCAUAGUGAUAUAUGAUUGGGUACUUACGUUUGCACAAGAGGCAAGUUGGUACCAUCACUGGUGCAGCCAUCUCACUAAGAUUGAACAACAGCUCGAACUAAUAUUGUGGAAUGCUCGUUUCAAUAUGCAGUGGGUAUUCUUCGCCGAUGUCUACUUUCCCAUUCAACUACUAAUUACGCUCCUAGGGCUUUUUCUUCAAGUUGACAACUUCAACAGCUGCAACAUUUUGUGGUUCAUGCUUGCAUGGACGCCUCCGAUAAUUAAUGCCAUGCUGGGAGUCAUCAUGGCAACUCGGAUACAUGCUAUGUACCAGGGAUCCAAAAGAAUACUCACCUUUCUCAUUGUGGUCUUACUGGCUUGUACGAUUGCCUCUGUGGUUAUGACAGUGAUAGGAAAUAUCGGUGUUUCAGGGGUGGAGAACAUCCGUUCUGGCAACCGUCAGUGUUCCGAAAAUAUGAACACAGAGGACGCACAUCUAAAUGUCGAAACUCUGAUACCCACCACUGUAUGGGAAAUCCUUGCUUUGUGUCUUGCAGUCUGGAUUGUUGUCAAAAAGUUCUGCGAACUGAAAAAAUCACAGGCAGGGGCGAACAUUAGAGAAUGUUUCAUGGUUUUAAUGAGGGGUCAUAUGCUGUACUUUGUAGCCUUUGCUGCUGUGUCUUGCUUCAACCUCAGCAUACUGUCUCCAAAUCUCUCGUCCUUUUCUGUGGGAGUCGAUUUUUAUUACGGUAUUAGCGAAGUUGCCCAGGCCAUGCAGAUGUUUGUGUUGGGACCACGUCUCAUCCUUAGCAUUCGAGAAUAUCACGCUCAGCUCGCGGAGAGCUCUGACGAAGCAACUUGCUUCACUACAAUAGAUUACCCUUAGUUGUACAGGGCAGAGAACGGAUUGUCCAUUAAGGAGAUUUUCGAUGACCAGGAUAACUUUUGUGACAUCAGACAAUAAAGAAGCAGACUGCCGAGAGGAACGUCGACUUCAGCGCACUGUGCCACGCGCCUGGGAAGAUUGAAUUUUUUUUUGCUUUGCACCAUACGAUCAGCGUGAUUGGACCAGCAAGAAUCAGAUUUCAACGUUCUCAACGGAACGUUCAACUCCGAGUCUGCUUACAAUUUCAAAGUCAAUUCCUCAAGACAACACCUUCAGCCCAGGACAUCGGAAGUGAGAUCGCGUGUAACAGAUGGAGUGUACAUGUGGGUGGUGAGCCUGUGAACAGAAUCAACUGAUGAACGGAUGGGCAGUGGGCACUGGUCGGACAUGAAUUCCUCGGUCAGAUCCAGGAUAAUCGAGUCUCAUUGGUCGCAGAUUCUCUGUUAUGGCCGGCCGUGCAGACUUGGCUGAAGAGG
Messenger RNA from Suillus plorans, 1427 nucleotides. RefSeq lists its product as uncharacterized. The transcript has 11 exons. The record is from RefSeq and is a predicted model, not a curated record. NCBI's taxonomy places the organism in Eukaryota, Fungi, Basidiomycota, Agaricomycetes, Boletales, Suillaceae. Bases 1 to 951 code for a protein of 316 amino acids.